AUGCCAAAAAACGUUGGAUGCUUUUCAUAUCUAAAUGAUUUUUAUACAUUACUACUAGGUGUUGAUGAUGAAUUCAACGAAAAAUCCUCUUCUAGAUUUAGUAAAGUGAAUAAUUAUGGUCCAACUAUAGUAAUUCAUGGUGGCGCAGGAACCAUUGCUCGUAAAGAUCUUUCUGAAGAAUUACAAAAUGAAUAUCGUGAUGCAUUAAAAGAAUCUUUAAUUGCUGGUAAUAAAAUCUUAUUAAGUGGAGGAAAUUCAAUUGACGCCGUAGAAGUCGCAGUUAGGGUAAUGGAAGAUUGUCCUCUUUUUAACGCCGGAAAAGGGUCAGUUUUUACGAUUGGUGGAAAGAAUGAACUUGAAUCUUCAUUCAUGAUUGGAACUCCUAAUCAUCCAGCUGGCGCAAGCACUUUAUUACAUACAGUAAAAAAUCCAAUCACUUUAGCUAAAACUCUUUUACUUGAUCCGGAGAAUCCACAUGUAUUUCUUGGUGGUAUAGAAGCUGAAGAAUAUGCUAAAAAGAAAGGACUAGAAAUUGUUGAUCCCUGUUAUUUUUGGACAAAAAGAAGAUGGCAACAACAUUUGGAAGAGUUGAACAAGAAUAAUAAUAAAGUGGAUUCACCAUAUCCUAUGGGAACUGUUGGAGCCGUUGCUGUUGAUAAAGACGGCAUUAUAGCUUCAGCUACCUCUACGGGUGGCAUGAAUAAUAAAAAAGAUGGUCGAAUAGGUGAUACACCGUUGAUAGGAUCUGGCACUUGGGCAGAUAACGAAACAUGUGGUGUUAGUGGCACCGGUAAUGGAGAGUUUUUUAUUAGAUAUGGUAUCGCUCAAGAUGUUUCAUCCAGAAUGCGUUACCUUGCUGAGAAUGUAAAUGAAGCAGCUAAUGCUGUUAUAGAAAAUAUGAGAAAGGUUGGAGGAGGUGCUGGUGUAAUUGCGUUAGAUAAAUAUGGUAAUGUUGCUAUGCCGUUUAAUACAACUGGAAUGUAUAGAGGUUAUAUUAGAGUUUCCGAAA
Messenger RNA from Funneliformis geosporum, 1009 nucleotides. Lineage: Eukaryota; Fungi; Glomeromycota; Glomeromycetes; Glomerales; Glomeraceae. The record is from the annotation of a GenBank genome assembly.